Molecule: messenger RNA, 1523 nt
Organism: Telopea speciosissima
Lineage: Eukaryota; Viridiplantae; Streptophyta; Magnoliopsida; Proteales; Proteaceae
Product: protein DETOXIFICATION 56-like
Exons: 1
Coding region: 1-1509 (502 amino acids)
Biological process (GO): xenobiotic detoxification by transmembrane export across the plasma membrane
Cellular component (GO): membrane
Molecular function (GO): antiporter activity; xenobiotic transmembrane transporter activity
Source: RefSeq, a predicted model, not a curated record
AUGUCUGCAAUCUCAAAAUUUCCAGAGAACCCAACUCCUCGGUCUCUUUCAACUCCAACUACAACUCUAGCCCUCACUCCAAAAUGGCCUACGAACAUCAAGCAGAUGAUUUCAAUGGAGCUAAGGACACAGGGGAGGAUCUGUGUCCCAUUAGUAGCCAUGAAUUUGACCUGGUUUGCAAAGUUAUCAAUCACUAUGGCAUUUCUUGGUCGGCUUGGUGAUCUCCAACUAGCAGGAGGUGCACUUGGUCUCACCUUCGCCAAUGUCACUGGGUUCUCUGUUUUGAAUGGACUCUGUGGUGCCAUGGAACCUAUCUGUGGGCAGGCUUAUGGAGCAAAAAACUAUAAUCUCCUCCAUAAGACACUAGUCAUGGCAACCUUUCUCCUAAUACUAACUACAAUCCCUGUUGCUUUCUUAUGGCUCAACGUUGACAAGAUACUAAUCCACUUCGGCCAACAACCAGAUAUUUCAAUUGUUGCAAAGAAAUAUCUUUUGUAUCUUCUUCCUGACUUAGUGAUUACUUCAUUCCUUUGUCCUCUCAAGGCCUACUUAACCUCCCAAAGCAUAACAGUCCCCAUAAUGUUCAGCUCGGCUUUUGCACUAGCCCUUCAUAUCCCUACCAGUAUCUUACUUUCAAGAUCAAAAGGCAUCGAGGGAGUUUCUAUGGCUGUCUGGUUGACUGAUCUUCUUGUUGUCAUUAUGCUUGGAUUGUAUGUGUUGGUGAUGGAAAGGAGAAAAAGGGACAAGUGGGGUUGGUGGGAUCAUAGAUUGGUAGACUGGAUACAGUUACUGAGGCUAUGUGGUCCAUGUUGCCUCACCACCUGCCUUGAGUGGUGGUGCUAUGAGAUAUUGGUUCUGCUCACGGGGCACUUACCAGAUGCAAAACAGGCUGUGGCAGUGGUAGCACUGGUGCUCAACUUUGAUUUCUUGCUCUUCUCUGUCAUGCUCUCGUUAGCCACUUGUGCGUCCACGCGUGUAUCAAAUGAGCUAGGGGCAAACAGAGCAAGCCCUGCCUACAAAUCUGCAUAUGUAUCCUUAGCAGUGAGCAUUGUAUCAGGUUGCAUUGGUGCUUCUGUAACGGUAGCAGCCAGAGGCCCCUGGGGAUCUUUGUUUAGCCACGAUAAAGGAAUCCUGAAAGGUAUCAAGAAGAUGAUGUUACUAAUGGCUCUGUUGGAACUUGUAAACUUCCCAUUAGCAGUUUGUGGAGGAAUAGUUCGUGGAACAGCUAGGCCAUGGCUAGGUAUCUAUGCGAACCUUUGUGGCUUUUACCUGCUGGCCUUGCCUUUGGGAAUUGUACUGGCGUUCAGGAUAAGGCUUGGGCUUGCUGGACUGUUGUUGGGGUUCUUGGCUGGCGUGACUCUCUGCUUGUUUUUGUUGUUAAUUUUCAUUCUAAGGAUUGAUUGGGCUAAUGAAGCCAACAAAGUACAAAUAGUACACGCUUGCAGCACCACACCGCAUGAGGUCGGCUAUCCAAUCUCUGUGGGAUUUGUUGAUAGCUCUGGAGUGUGAAUAUAACCAAAACC